CAGACAGAUAUUCCUGCCAUCCUCGGGUCCGUUCAUAGCUGAUAUCUCAGCUGCAUUUUGUUGUUACCCGCAUACACGGACCAAGAAAGUUUUCUGGAAACGAGCUCCUGUCUUCGAAGACGAGAACCAAAAACGCAUAUCAAAGGGGUUCGACAGGCGACGGAACCCCAGACGCGUCAGCGCCCUCAGAGCAGCGGCCCGCGUCACCCGACACGAGCGACAUGGACACCGGAUCGUCAGCAAGUGUCAUGAAGGGGGACGAAGCACGCGACGAUCCGAUGCAAGAGGGCCAAAAAGGGGAUGCCCCGCUUCGCCAUCGCGAGAAAUGGAGGCGCUGCGAGGCCGAGCGUGCAGCACAGCGCGAGGCGGAGGGCGCACCUCACAGCGUGUCUGUCACAGACCCUGUCCCCGCCCCUCAUCCCGACGCCGCACCAUCCACAGACGUAGUCAUGGAGGACAUUCCGGGUCUUUCCAGGUCCACAGUGACAGAUGCAGAGAUGAGCGCACAGCCGUUAAUGUGGGAGGGUGACGGCCGAUCGGCGCGGCCGUCCAAUCUCGAGCCUGGGGAGGUCGAAGAGGCCGAGGAGAAAAGCGUGCCGCUGUGGUUGGGGCGAGGGCAUCCAGAUCUCCCACCCGGGGAGGGGCAGGCCCCGUCCCGCCUUCCAUCGCUGGAUGUAGGCUACUUGCGCAGCGCGCAGGCCGGGCAGGUAUCGCUGAUGGACGCCUGCAGGGACCAGCUCGGGGCUCUGCUGACCAUGAGCGUCACGGCCGCAGACUCAGAGAGGCGAGCACAAGGACAUCACGUGGCCGCAGAAGACGUGAAGGAGAGGGUGGCGGGGCUGCUCACUGACGAUCUUUGUUGCGACUUUCUGCAGCAGGCGAUGGAGGCCGUGAAACAGCUCGCCGAGCGCAAUCGCGAGCGCGCACGGCGGUGGAGGGAGCAGUAUCAGCGGCGGGAAUACACGUCGCUGGCCAAACGCGCGCAGGGCGUUGAUCAGAGCGCGGCGCCGGAGGAGGCGCGGAAGCGGUCGCGCCAUUCAGUCGAUCCCCCGAGCGCUGUUGGGAUCGGGGACGGCGAGAUGAUUGCCAUAGAACCUAUCGCUCGGAAUCUGAUCCCGAAUCCUAGUACGUUCAGGCGUCGAGCGUCAACCCCCAAGGCGCCAAAGGCGAUGCGCGCCAAGGCACAAGUAGCAGCCGUGGACACAUUCCUCACGACCCUCUCUUCCGAGCCUGACGCGAAGCCAUCCAGCGAUCCGCAUCCGCAGCGCGCACGGGCAGGUGUGGAAAACGCACAGAUGGAUCAGUCGAACCAGACUGCUCAUCGCAGCUCCGCAGUCGUUCCUUCAACUGCGCGGUCACCUCCCUCCUCUCCAUGCACGACGGAUCUCCCUACCGUAUCAAAUACAAGCGUCCAUAGCAGUCCACACACAGAGGACCCAAAUGAUAACAUCAACCAGGCGGGAUCUGAUACUGAUCGCGGCGUUGGCAUUCCAUGGAAGACGUUCAUGAAGCCGGAACAAUCCCCAGUGGAAUCAGUGAUGCCUACAGUAACGCAGACUGAAUAUAGAUACCAGUCAAACAACUCCGACAACGCUAGCGCAGCCUUGCCAGACGCUCACGCUCAGUAUAUAACUAUGCAGUCUCCUGCGCAGGACUCAGGUGCAUCCCCACUUCCGACUAUGGGUGUACCUGUAUACACUCUCCCGCCAUCUCCGCCGCCGCCACCUCUCCCCCUCCCUCCGCGAUCUACGGUUCCCGGGCUUUGGUCUGUCCUGGUUGGAAAGCCAUCGGCGGACAGUUUGGAGAGCACAUUCAAUGUCGAUCCCGAUACGGCAGCGGCCACACAGCAGUGGCAG
Molecule: messenger RNA, 1856 nt
Organism: Heterobasidion irregulare TC 32-1
Lineage: Eukaryota; Fungi; Basidiomycota; Agaricomycetes; Russulales; Bondarzewiaceae
Exons: 3
Source: RefSeq, a predicted model, not a curated record